AUUUUCACACACAUGAAUCCCACAACUACACGCUUGUGCGUAUAUAUAUAGAAGCUUCAGACAUCUUGCUGUUUCUUCCGUUUCAUUACACAACUCAAAAAGAUCAACAUACAACGUAGUACCAAUUCUAAACUAGAGAGAUGGAGAAAGCCAUAGAGAGACAGAGAGUCUUGCUGGAGCAUCUUCGUCCGUCUUCUUCAGCUUCUUCACUCGAAAACCUCGACGCUUCUCUCUCUGCGUCUGCCUGUUUGGCUGGGGACAGUUCGGCCUACCACAGGACUUCUGUUUUUGGGGAUGAUGUGGUUAUAGUAGCUGCACAGCGAACUGCAAUUUGUAAGGCAAAGAGGGGUGGAUUUAAGGAUACUUAUGCUGAUGAUUUGCUGGCACCAGCACUAAAGGCAGUAAUAGAUAAGACAAAUGUAGACCCGAGUGAAAUUGCGGACAUUGUUGUGGGCACAGUUCUGGCACCCGGCUCCCAAAGAGCCGCUGAAUGCAAAAUGGCGGCUUUUUAUGCUGGAUUCCCUGAAACCGUGCCUGUUAGAACAGUUAAUAGACAAUGUUCAUCGGGUCUUCAAGCAGUAGCUGAUGUUGCUGCAGCUAUCAGAGCUGGAUUUUAUGACAUUGGGAUCGGUGCUGGAUUGGAAUCCAUGACAGCAAACUCCAUGGGCUGGGAUGGAACAGUCAAUCCAAGAGUCAAGAGCGUGGAACAUGCCCAAAAUUGUCUUCUUCCCAUGGGUAUCACUUCAGAAAAUGUUGCAAGUCGUUAUGGCAUAACAAGGUUGGAGCAGGAUCAGGCUGCGGUUGACUCGCACAAGAAGGCUGCUGCUGCUGCAGCUUCAGGAAAAUUCAAGGAUGAGAUAGUACCUGUGCACACCAAGAUCGUGGACCCAAAAACUGGAGAUGAAACACCAGUUACAAUCACUGCGGAUGACGGAAUCCGGGCAAACACAAAUGUAGCAGAUCUCGGGAAACUGAGGCCUUCAUUUAAGAAAGAUGGGACAACAACUGCUGGAAAUUCUAGCCAAGUUAGUGAUGCUGCUGCAGCGGUUCUUCUAAUGAAGAGGAGUGUUGCGAUGCAGAAAGGAUUACCAAUUCUUGGUGUAUUCAGGACUUUUGUUGCCGUUGGGGUAGAUCCCGCAGUCAUGGGAGUGGGUCCAGCUGUUGCAAUUCCAGCCGCGGUUAAAUCUGCUGGUCUGGAACUUGAUAAUAUUGAUCUUUUUGAAAUCAACGAGGCAUUUGGAUCUCAGUACGUGUAUUGCCAGAAGAAAUUGGAACUGGAUCCAGCUAAGAUUAAUGUUAAUGGAGGGGCCAUGGCACUAGGGCAUCCUUUGGGAGUAACAGGAGCCCGCUGUGUGGCAACAUUGUUACAUGAGAUGAAGCGCCGUGGUAGGGACUGCCGAUUUGGUGUUGUAUCCAUGUGCAUAGGCACUGGGAUGGGGGCUGCUGCUGUCUUUGAAAGAGGAGACGCGUGUGAUGAAGUGUGCAAUGCUCGUAAAGUUGACACCAAGAAUUUCCUCUCCAAGGACGCCAAAUAGAAACAAUGAUUUUCUUUUAAAUAUCCCUGUGACACGGUCACAAAUAAGAUUUUAUCUCUGUUUAGAACUUUUAAUAAAGGUGGUUAGUAAGUGUUUUUAUUAUGACAUGUAAUCUGAUGAAACAUUAAACAAUAGUGAGUGUGAACAAGAUAUCAAGCUCUCAGCAUAAAUUUCACAUAUUGAAAAUCGAUAUUGAAAAUGUGGGUAUGUGAUCAUCCUUUCUUCCA
Daucus carota subsp. sativus is the source of this 1762-nucleotide messenger RNA. Its product is annotated as 3-ketoacyl-CoA thiolase 2, peroxisomal. Gene Ontology annotation, cellular component: peroxisome. The coding region runs from base 141 to 1535 and encodes 464 amino acids. Gene Ontology annotation, biological process: phenylacetate catabolic process; fatty acid beta-oxidation. NCBI's taxonomy places the organism in Eukaryota, Viridiplantae, Streptophyta, Magnoliopsida, Apiales, Apiaceae. The record is from RefSeq and is a predicted model, not a curated record. The transcript has 14 exons. Gene Ontology annotation, molecular function: acetyl-CoA C-acyltransferase activity.